GGGGGGGGGGGCGCGCUCCUGUCUCCGUAUCACUGACUCUUAAAUUCAUUCCCCGGCUUCACGGGACGGACAUGCGAUUGGAAACGCGCGCGCGCAGCGAAGUAAAGCUCCGAACAUGCACGCUGAUUACCAUCAAAUGACACCGAACACGUGCUGUCAUAUUUAGCUGGUCCGGAUCCAAAUUCAAUUCCGAGCUUUGUUGCGCACCAGAGCUCCCAAUUCACAAGUGCGGCUGACAGCUUGUUUGUGUUUGCAUCCUGCUGUUAACUUCUGGGGACGCACGCUGUAAAAUGAGGUUGGGAAGCAUCGUUCUAUUCGUCGCUGUGUGCUCUUUUACCUCUUAUUAUAUUUACGAGCCCAUUCCCGAGGAGAUAGACGAGAGAUGGAAGCUCAUGCUGACCAACUCUUUCUUCAGAGGUCUCAGCCACCUGGCAGACCUCAGUGAGUUACUGGGGCUGAAGGACUACAUGGGAGUGAUGUAUGUUAUUACUCUGCUUGAAAAUGUAGUGCCAGAGUCUGAUGAGCAUGUCAAGGUGACAGAGGAGAGGUUUGAUGGAGUGGAGGUGGUGCUGUAUCAGCCGAAGCAGCGGGGCAGUGACACUGAGCUCAGGAGAGCCGUCAUAUACCUGCAUGGUGGAGGGUGGUGUCUGGGGAGUUCCCGAAUGAGUCCGUAUGAUCUCCUGGCUAGAAGAAUGGUGACAGAGCUGGACGCAGUGGUUCUUUCAGUAGAAUACCGACUUGCCCCUGCUCACCAUUUCCCUGUCCCAUAUGAGGAUGUGUACCGUGUGGUCAAACACUUUCUCCAGAAGCGGGUGCUGGUCCAGUACUCUGUGGACCCAGGACGCAUUGCUGUGUCUGGGGAUAGUGCUGGGGGUAACCUGGCGGCUGCUGUCUCCCAGCAGUUACAAAAAGAAGGUGGGCAGCAGGUUAAGUUGAAGGCCCAAGCUCUCAUCUACCCUGUGCUGCAGGCCCUGGAUCUCAACACGCCUUCCUAUCAGCAGAAUCAAGAUAUGCCCAUUCUGCCGCGCACCCUCAUGGUGCGUUUCUGGAGCGAGUACUUCACCAGCGACAAAGCCUUUUUCAAAGCCAUGAUGGCCAACACCCACAACAACCCUGAGUCUUUCAGCCUUCUGAAGUUUGUCAACUGGAGCGCUUUUCUGCCAGAAACAUAUCAUGGGAAGUACAACUACAGCGCCCCCGCUGUUGUUCAGAGAGUCAGGGAGGAUGUUGGGAUGGACGGACCGUCUCGAUCUCUGGCUGACCCGAGGGCAUCGCCCUUGCUGGUUCCAGACACUGACUUGCACUCACUGCCCAAGGCCUACAUUCUGACAUGUGAGUAUGAUGUUCUCCGAGAUGAUGGGAUCAUGUAUGUCACACGGCUCCGUGCUGCUGGUGUAGAGGUGACACAUGAACAUUAUGACACCGGGUUUCAUGGAGGUCUAAUGUUUACCGUGUGGCCAACCGACUUCCUGAUUGCACGACGCAUGACGGAUAACUAUAUCAAAUGGCUCAAGGAAAACUUGUAAGAACUCUUGACAAUCAAUAUACAUUCCAUUUUUUUUCCAACUAAUGCACCAUUAAUUGAUCAUGUACACAUUUUUUUUCAAUCUUUUGUUUUUGUUUCAGUGUUGUGCUUUUAUCCCUCCAUAUUUUUUUGAGGUACAUUCAAUACAAGUACGAGAACCAGAUUUUCCAAGUCUAGAUCAGAUAAUGUUAAAUGAGAUAGUUUGAGUUAAGUGCUCCAGAGAAAUGCUUUCUUCUGUGAUGGUUUCACAUCAGGGCUACACAUGAAGAAAAUGUAUUAGCCACAUUCCAAAGUGAAUAAUGUUAUAUUUAUUAGUAGAGACAAUGUUGCAACAUUAUACCUCCAAACCUUAUUCACACUAUAUUAUCAAAGAGAGGGGUGAUAUCCUCAGUCAACUUUUAGUCCCUGACCGUAUGCUCUUGCAACUUUCAGAAGAAGUCUUGACUACAUUGAAUUGUCCCAGAGGCAAAAUUAUCAUAAAUGGUCAUGUGAAGCCACUCCCUUGUUUCUUUAUUUUAUUUUAUGACUUGUCACUUAUUUUUUCAUCUGUUGGUGUCAUUACUCUGUGACUCACUGCAUAUAAAACAGCUAACAUAAAGAUAACAGGAAAACAAAAAGUACCAAAAAAUCAUCUGUGUUACAAAUGUCUCUGUUCUUAAAUGUCUCACUGUUCCUUAAUAGGGAAACUGAAAGUCUUAGCUUAUAGGAGUGUCAUUGAUUCAAUGUGUUGCAGAGUUGUUUUUUUUCACAAACUACAUAUUCAACACCAUGUAUUUUUUCAACAAGUGACAGCUCUACACCGUUUUUUGCUAUUAUUUCAAAUGUAAAUACAAGUACUUCGAUGUGCGUUUCAUGAAUUUCCUCUUUGACGACUUAACAUUUGAUUCAUAUUUAAUUUUAAUGUUAUCUGUUAAUAAAUUGACUUGACCUGUA
Molecule: messenger RNA, 2458 nt
Organism: Labrus mixtus (cuckoo wrasse)
Lineage: Eukaryota; Metazoa; Chordata; Actinopteri; Labriformes; Labridae
Gene: aadac
Product: arylacetamide deacetylase
Exons: 5
Coding region: 291-1526 (411 amino acids)
Cellular component (GO): membrane
Molecular function (GO): carboxylic ester hydrolase activity
Source: RefSeq, a predicted model, not a curated record